This is a messenger RNA of Entamoeba histolytica HM-1:IMSS, 983 nucleotides long. Its product is annotated as purine nucleoside phosphorylase, putative. Gene Ontology annotation, cellular component: cytosol. The record is from RefSeq and is a predicted model, not a curated record. The transcript has a single exon. Gene Ontology annotation, molecular function: uridine phosphorylase activity. Lineage: Eukaryota; Evosea; Mastigamoebida; Endamoebidae. Gene Ontology annotation, biological process: uridine catabolic process. The coding region runs from base 1 to 963 and encodes 320 amino acids.
AUGACUAAAUUAACUGAAGCCACUCUCCCUGCAACUGGAAAAAAUAUCUAUCAUCUUGCUAUUUCUGCUGAUGACCUUGCUGAUAACAUCAUUGUUGUAGGUGACCCUGAAAGAGUUCCAAAAGCAGCUGCUGUAGUAUUAGAUCAAACAAAACCAAUUUUUAGACAUGACCAUAGGGGAUUAGUUACUAUGACAGGAUACACUCCAAAUGGAGUAAGAAUGUCUAUUGUAACAACUGGAAUGGGAACUGGAAGCACAGAAAUUAUUAUUAAUGAAAUAUUGGCACUUAAAUGCAUUGAUAUUGAAACACGAACUGUUAAAAAUACACCAAAGAAACCUCUUAAUAUUAUUAGGGUAGGUACUUCAGGUGCUGUACAAGAAACAACAGAAUUAGGAACAUCUAUUAUUACUAAAUAUGCAAUUGGACUUGAUAAUACUGGAAUGUAUUAUGAUGUUGCAUUAACAAAUCCAUUUGGUAUUGAAUUAGAAAAAAUUGCUGACUCAGAAAUAAACAAAGCUAUUCCUGAAGGAAGAAGAUUUAAAGGAAGACUUCAUCCAUAUGUAUCUAUUCCUAAUAAAUGUGUUGUUGAUGCUUUAAUAGAAGCAUCAAAGAAAGAUAAUUUACUUUAUAAAGUUGGUAUUACUGCAUCAGCAGCAGGAUUUUUUGCAUGUCAAGGAAGAUUUGUAUUUGAAGAAAACCAUCCAACAAUUGAAAAUUUAGAUAGUGUUUUAACACAUAUUGGAGUUGAUGGAAUUAAAGUUGAAAAUUUUGAAAUGGAAAUUGCAGCAAUUGCUCAAAUUACUCAAAACUUUACUUGGGUUAGAGCUGGAUGUAUUUGUAUGGCUGUGGCUAACAGAAGACUAAAUACUUUUGCUAAACCAGAAAAAUCAAGUAUUGAACCAACAAUGAAAGUAGCUGCAGAUGCUUUAGAGAUUUUAGACAAAUUAGCUUUAGAACAAUAAAUUAAACUUUUCAUUUUUUU